AUAAAUAUCAUCUAAAGCACACUAUUGAAGAUUAUCAUUUGAAACAGAAAACAUUAUGUAUAUGCAGAGUAAAAAUGGCUUCAAAUUAAACAGUCUGAAAAUUGGAAAGAAAUAUGUGUACAUACAUAUAUAAUAUUUAUAAAGUUGAUAGCUCUGUUUGGCAAUCAGAAUCCAAUCACUGUGAUCUCAGAUCUGAGUAAGAAGAACAACUAGGGGAUUGGACCCAUUUUCAUCAAUGAUCAUGAUUUUCAGACAAGAUAGAAAAAUGGCCCAAUGCUCCUUUGUGGAGUAGGAACUAGGUGAUGUGUAAUAAAUUUGGUGUAGUCGUCUAUCAUGUACCAUUUGCUGGAGUUGUGGAAGGUGUGAGACCCACUGUGUUUGUUUUUGAAUCUUUGUCCAGUUCUCUGAAAAUCUGUGAGAAAUAAAUAAAUAAAAUAACAAAAUCUUUGUCUCAAAACUAGAAGGGGGGAGUGGGAUUGAAUUGCUUGUUGAAUGUUCAACAACAGGCAAGGGGCAACAGUUAUAUUCCUAUUUGUGAUUUGCUAUUAAAGUUUCUCUUCUCUUCUCUGCUCCCCAUUACAACAAACCACCAAAGUGUCAUCAUUUAAGCCUCAUCUUUCUCUCCACCUUUUGAUGUUUUAGGUUUGCUUUUCUUUCUUUCUUUUGGUCUCUCUCUCUCUCUCUCUCUCUCUCUCUCUCUCUCUCUCUCUUGUUGAAUAAACUCUUUUGCUUGGUAGGUUGUGCCGUUGAGGUAGAUGGGCCCUGAACUCCACUGAUACAUUUUAAUGGGACUCUUUCUCCUCUUUCAGUGCUCUCUUUGCCCCCAUUUUUUGUGCUGUCUCGCAUCUUAUGUUUUCUUUUCCUUUCCCUUUCCUCUUUUGAGUUCUUAAUACCAAAAAGAUAAGAUUCUGGGGUUUCUGUUUUCUCCAUUUUGAGUCCAUGGCAAGUCGUGUUAUGGUGUAUUUGGGUUUUUGAUUUCACGCAUGGGUUUUGGAGAUUACCUGUUUAAAAUGUUGGAUUUGGAUGGUAAUCACAAAUUUUGACUGAUUCUGGUUUUUGAGCUCCGAACUCCCCCUUCAUAUUGCAAAUUCACUUUUUUUUUUCUUUUGAUAGAUUGUUGAGGUGUUUGAUCGUUAAGCUUUAGGUGUGUUUAUAUUUAAGAUUUUCAUUCAAGCUGUGGAUUUUGGAAAGAUUAAAAGUUAGCCCCUUUUGAUUUUGGUUCAUAAGAAACGAUUCCUUAAUCUGUAUAGAUCUCUGAGAUGGCUGUUUUGAAAAUGGAAAAUCUUUGAAGUGAAAUGAUGACGAUAGUGAAACUUGUUUAUUUGUAGUUGAUGUUUUGUUGGGUGGAAGAAUGAUGAUUGAGAGAUAGGGCUUGAUUCUGGAGGUUGGGUUGUGGGUGAAUUUGGUGUUGGCUAGUUGUUGUUGAACCAGGAAAGCAUGGAUAGAAUGAUUCAACCUCCAUUGGUUGAUACAACAGCUUGUUUAUGUAGAGUGGAUGCUGGACUCAAAACUGUUGCUGGAGCCAAAAGAUAUGUACCUGGUACAAAGCUGUGUCUCCAACCUGAUAUUAAACCAUCCAUUCAUCCGACAAGGAGCAAGGCAACACGUGGUGAUAGGAGCCGUAACCAGUCUCCUCUGCUCCCUGGACUCCCUGAUGAUCUUGCUAUUGCUUGCCUAAUACGUGUCCCACGGGUUGAGCACAGAAAGCUCCGCCUGGUCUGCAAAAGAUGGUAUAGACUUUUGUCUGGUAACUUCUUUUAUUCACUCCGUAAGAGCCUUGGAAUUGCUGAAGAAUGGAUAUAUGUAAUUAAGAGAGAUCGAGAUGGAAAAAUUUCUUGGCAUGCCUUUGAUCCUGUAUACCAGCUCUGGCAGCCACUUCCUCCUGUCCCUAAGGAGUACUCUGAAGCCCUUGGCUUUGGAUGUGCUGUACUCAGUGGUUGCCACCUUUAUCUAUUCGGUGGUAAGGAUCCAUUAAAAGGAUCAAUGCGACGAGUCAUAUUUUAUAGUGCUAGGACAAACAAAUGGCACCGUGCCCCAGAUAUGCUUCGUCGAAGACAUUUCUUUGGUUCGUGUGUUAUAAACAAUUGCUUGUAUGUUGCUGGUGGAGAGAAUGAAGGGGUACAUCGAUCAUUGAGGUCUGCUGAAGUCUAUGAUCCCAACAAGAAUAGAUGGUCUUAUAUUUCAGAUAUGAGCACGGCAAUGGUGCCCUUCAUUGGGGUUGUAUACGAGGGGAAGUGGUUCUUGAAGGGCCUUGGACCUCACCAACAGGUAAUGAGUGAGGUCUACCAACCUGAAACUGAUAACUGGUACCCCGUCUAUAACGGAAUGGUUGCAGGCUGGCGGAACCCAUGUACUUCCUUAAACGGCCAUCUUUAUGCUUUGGAGUGCAAGGAUGGUUGUAAGCUAAGGGUUUAUGAUGAAGUGACUGAUUCUUGGGGAAAGCAUAUUGAUAGUAGGAUUCAUCUGGGCAAUUCUCGAGCUUUAGAAGCAGCAGCUCUCAUUCCACUUAACAGGAAACUCUGCAUCAUUCGGAAUAAUAUGAGUGUAUCUUUGGUCGAUGUUACAAAAUCCGACGAUCUGAGGGGAGCUACAGCUGAACAUUUAUGGGAAACCAUAGCAGGGAAGGGUCAGUUCAAGACCUUGUUUACAAAUCUUUGGUCUAGCCUUGCUGGGCGGAACCGGCUGAAAAGCCACAUUGUUCACUGCCAGGUUCUCCAAGCUUGAUUGUAAAUUUUGUUUUCCAAUAUAGGGUUGGGCUCAGUAGCUGAAGCCUCUUGGUAUCUCUUGGAAUGUGAUGGGGUUGAAGAUCCAGCAGCUUUGUCAAAGUCAAAGGAUCGGAUACACCAUUAAGGUAUGAAGGUGAUAUUAAUGAGGAAUUGUGGUUUUGCUAGAUUUGGUAGGAGUAUAAACAUUUAUAUAAAUACAUCGUUGUUACAUUACAUGUAGAAAGUUGAAAAAGCUUGUUCAUCACUUCUUUCACAAAUUUUUCAACAUAAUCAACAUGUAUUUUAAAUGUACAAGAGAUCCUGAACCCACUAUGGUUUUGUGCCAUAAUAA
This is a messenger RNA of Gossypium arboreum, 3057 nucleotides long. RefSeq names its product F-box/kelch-repeat protein At1g55270-like. The coding region runs from base 1438 to 2724 and encodes 428 amino acids. Gene Ontology annotation, molecular function: protein binding. The record is from RefSeq and is a predicted model, not a curated record. NCBI's taxonomy places the organism in Eukaryota, Viridiplantae, Streptophyta, Magnoliopsida, Malvales, Malvaceae. The transcript has 2 exons.